CAGUGGGGGAUUACGACAGACACAGAGAGUGGGAGAAGACUGAGGGAUACCCCACAGAGACAUCUUUUGCAAGUUGUGAUGCUGAUUUCCAGAGAGUCUCUUCACACGCUUUCUCCUGGACAUUGACGGAUUUCAAGAGGGUUCUGUGCAAUAGCCUGGGAUCAUCUGGUGUGUGUGUGGUCAUGGAUGUUCCUGCACUAGUAUGUCUGGUGUUGCUUCUGGCAAGUGGAUGGUUUCCUGAAACGGAGGGCAGCCCUCAGGAGUUUGACAGCAGUGAUGAAGGUCCGGAAGUUGAAUUCCUGUCAACCACUCGCACACGAAGGGCCCCUGAGCCUCCUCCACAAGACAAGUGUUCCUACACGUUCAUCGUACCCCAGCAGAAGGUUACGGGAGCCAUCUGUGUGAACUCCAAGGAGCCCGAGGCCGUGCUGGAGAACCGCGUCAACAAGCAGGAGCUGGAACUCCUCAAUUCUGAACUGCAUAAGCAGAAGAGACAAAUUGAGACUCUGCAGCAGCUUGUGGAAGUCGAUGGUGGCAUCGUCAAUGAGGUGAAGCUUCUGCGCAAAGAAUCCCGUAAUAUGAAUUCCCGAGUGACACAGCUAUACAUGCAGCUGCUGCAUGAGAUCAUCCGCAAGAGGGACAAUGCACUAGAGUUGUCGCAAUUGGAAAACAAGAUCCUCAACCAGACCUCUGAGAUGCUGCAGCUUACUAAUCGCUAUAAAGACCUGGAGCAUAAGUAUCAGCACCUUGCUUCACUGGCCAAUAACCAGUCGGCACUCAUUGCCCUUCUUGAGGCACAGUGUCAGAGGGGACCACCGGUACCCAGGGUACCUGUCCAGCCUCAGCCACAGCCUCAGCCUCAACCCCAACCUCACCCACAACCGAGACCUUCACCACCCCUUAAUAAGCCCUUCCAGCCACCUACAUUUAACCGCAACAACCAGAUCACCAAUGAGAUCCAGAGUGAUCAGAACCUCAAAGUACCACCCGCACCUCCACCCACCAUGCCAGGGGGAACUCACAGCCCGUCCACCACAAACAAACCCUCAGGUCCCUGGAAGGAUUGUCUGGAGGCUCUGGAGGAUGGUCACACGAACAGUGGGAUGCACCUGGUAAAGCCGGAGAACACCAAUAAGCUGAUGCAGGUGUGGUGUGACCAGAGACAGGAUCCUGGUGGCUGGACGGUCAUCCAGAGGAGAAUGGAUGGCUCCGUCAACUUCUUUAGGAACUGGGAGACAUAUAAGCAAGGUUUUGGAAACAUUGAUGGAGAGUAUUGGCUAGGUCUGGAGAACAUAUACUGGAUAACCAACCAGGGGAACUAUAAACUGCUGGUGACGCUGGAGGACUGGUCUGGACGCAAGACAUUUGCAGAGUACGCAAGUUUCCGUCUGGAGCCCGAGGCCGACUUCUACAGGCUCAGGGUGGGCCGUUAUCAUGGAAAUGCCGGUGACUCUCUAACCUGGCACAAUGGGAAACAGUUCACCACUCUGGACCGCGAUCAUGAUGUAUAUACAGGGAACUGUGCCCACUAUCAAAAGGGAGGCUGGUGGUAUAACGCCUGUGCCCACUCUAAUCUGAAUGGUGUGUGGUACAGAGGAGGGCAUUACCGCAGUCGCUAUCAGGACGGCGUUUACUGGGCUGAAUUCAGAGGAGGUGCCUACUCUCUCAAGAAGGUUGUGAUGAUGAUUCGACCAAACCCCAACACCUUCCACUGAACAGGACACAGCGAAUGAACUAAAAACUGGCUUAAAAAGUGCAAUUUGAUUAAACUGUGGUUUGCUUCACACGUACAUACUAAGGUGUGAUAUGUGGCAAAAAGACAAACAGUCUCUUGAUUAAUGUAAAGAAACACCAAAUGAUCAGAGACUACAAAAGGAAGCUCUAUAUUUAAAGGGUUAGUUCAUCCAAAAAUAAAAAGUAUGUUAUUAAUUACUCACCCUCAUGUCAUGUUCAAUACCCUGAGACCUUUGUUAAUCUUCUGAACACAACUUAAGAUAUUUUAGAUGAAAUCCGAGAGUUGGCUAAUCCUCCAUAGACAGCAGUGGUCACAAGAAGUUCAGAAAAGGAACCAAUAACCUUGCAGGUUUCUUGAGUGGAUCAACUAUAAUCAUAUAAAGAUCCAUGUGAACACUUUUUUGUGCACCAAAAAAUAAAAAUAAAACUGUAAAAUAGUAAUAAUAAUUAUAAUAAAUAAAUAAAUAAAUAAAUACAUAAAUAAAUAAAUAAAUAAAUAAAUAAAUAAAUAAAUAAAUAAAAAACCUGCUUUUGUUGUUUGGUCAACGCAGUAACAAACCAGCAUUUCCAUGGUGCAAUGAAAUGAAUAGGUUUCAUAGUGCAGUGCUUUCCGUGUCCAAUGUGAAAGCCACUUCACAUCAAGCAAUGACUACAGCUGGAGGGAAAGUAUAACCAGUGCACUGAACACAAUGCAGAUAUCUCUUUGGCAGCCAAAAAUUUGGUGCAUCACUAGUUUUUAACAUUAUUUUUGGUGCACAAAUGUGUUCUUGUAGCUUCGUAUGACUACAGUUCAAGUCAGAUUAAAUGUUUUGGUUUAUGUUCUAUACUUUGAAUGUCUUGUUAUUGCCUAUGGAGUGCCAUAAAGCUCUCGGAUUUCUAACAUAUCUAACAUUCUAACUUUUCUUAAUUUGUUUUCUCAAUAUGAAUGAAGGUCUCUGGGUAUUAUAAAGACAUGAGGGUGAGUAAUUAAAAACAGAAUGUUCAUUUUUGAGUUACUACUCUUUAAGUGCUAAUUGCUUCAAAACAGAAAAUGAAGUGUCUAAUAGUUUUCCUAAUAAUUGACCAAAUGCAUGGAACGUUCUUAUGACAACUGGAAAAAAACUUCUGGUGAAAGGUUGAUGUGACCCUAUAUUCAAUGUCAUGAUGUUCCUUAAUAACCCUUAGCUUACAGUCAGUUAAUUAGACCUAAGCAUUCAUUUUAGUUGUUUAAGCAUUAAAAUAAAUGAAAAGACAUGUAAAUUUAGCAGCAUAAUGGCUAAUUAAUCAAAAUCCACAGUGACCAUGCAUCUGGUCAAUUGCUCUAGGAGGCAGUUCAAAAACAAAAAAUAUAUUUUGGACAUGAUGUGUAUUUUGUCUCUCUUGCACAGUAAUGUCAAAUAAGUUUGUUCAUCUUUAAUAUUCAGUGCAAUUGUGGAUCUGUUGUCUGUUGUUUUUGUGAUUUAUUUUGUCAAAUAGGCCUGAAAAUAACUCUGAUUAGUAAGCAAAAUAAGACACAGGACAUGCAAUCCAGUGAUAAGUAGCUUAUGCUUUCCUAGUUUACUCAUAGCUAAGAGAAGAUGUACUUCCUGAUGAAAUGAAUGACUCCUAAUUUAUUUCAGGGAUAUCAUUUUAAAAAAUUGGUAUAAAUCUUGUAGUUUAAAAGCAAGCAUAAUUAAACUUGAAAACACAUCUUAAAACAGUCACUGAUUGCUUCAUCUAAACUGUAUUUACUGUGUAAAUUAGCUGUUGGCGUCAAAUGAGGAUCCAACACACGUUUAUGUACAUAUAAAUGCAAUAUUGUUGAAAAUAAUGUGUCAUUUGUAAUAUACUGUAAGUGUAACGGAUUUCCCCAAGUACUGUUAAACUGUUGCAAUAAAAGAUGUACAGCUACAGGCUUUGUCUGUGGGUGUAUUGAACUCAA
Messenger RNA from Danio aesculapii, 3634 nucleotides. RefSeq names its product angiopoietin-like 2b (gene angptl2b). Lineage: Eukaryota; Metazoa; Chordata; Actinopteri; Cypriniformes; Danionidae. The coding region runs from base 183 to 1715 and encodes 510 amino acids. The transcript has 5 exons. The record is from RefSeq and is a predicted model, not a curated record.